Zootoca vivipara (common lizard) is the source of this 1618-nucleotide messenger RNA. Its product is annotated as arylacetamide deacetylase-like 4. Gene Ontology annotation, molecular function: carboxylic ester hydrolase activity. The record is from RefSeq and is a predicted model, not a curated record. NCBI's taxonomy places the organism in Eukaryota, Metazoa, Chordata, Lepidosauria, Squamata, Lacertidae. Gene Ontology annotation, cellular component: membrane.
AAGGCAUGAAGUACUCCCGUGCCAAAGUCACCUGCGUCGGCUACAAGGAAAUUCCCUUCAUCGGUGCAUCUUCGCUUAAGGAGAAUGGCAUUCGGUGAAACUCUGUGGAUGCUGACAUUAUAUGUGGCCAUUUUUAUCCAUUCUUUGCUGCUUGCAUGGGGAGUUUAUUGCCAUCUUACCAGGACUCACAUUCCUCCAGGAAUCACCCAUGGUGCAAAAUUACGAAUUAUCAGUAUGGCUUCGGGAUAUGUCUUCGGACUGGGACUGCUUCUGGAAAAACUUGGCAUUUGCCACAGGUAUAUGAUCUGGAGGAUCUUAGAUGUUUGGAUACCACCAAAACGCUACCAAGGGCUGGUAAUAAAGGACCUGGUUUUCGAUGGGGUUCCAGUCAGGGUGCACUGGCCCCAAACAUCAUCUGCUGAGAACAAGAGAGGAGUGAUGUAUUUUCAUGGAGGCAUUUCUCUCUUUGGAACAAUGCGAGCCCAUGAAAGAACAUGCUGCUACAUUGCCCACCAAAGUGAGUCAGUGGUUGUGAAUGUCAAUUUCCGGUUGGCUCCUGAGCAUCUGUAUCCAACUCCGGUUUUGGACUGUUGUACUGCUGCAACCCACUUUUUGAAGCAUGCAAAGGAAUACGGAGUGGACCCCAACCACAUUGCCAUUGGAGGGGACAGUUCCGGGGGCACGAUUGCUACAGCCGUCUGUCAACAACUAGUGGCAAGGAAGGAUCUCCCAAGAGUGCGAGCUCAGUUCCUGAUCUACCCUUUCGUACAAGCAGUGGACUUCAAUUUGCCUUCCCAUCAGCAAUACCAUUCCGUUCCUCCGUUGUUCAGGAAACGAACCGUCAAACACGGUUUCAUGUAUCUCACAGGGAAGAUGGUCAAUGUGGAUGGAAUCAUAAAGGGCGCCCAUGUCUCUGCAGAUAUAUGGCUGAAGCACCGAAAAUGGGUUAGUGCUGACAACAUCCCAGAAGAGUUUAAGGUUAGGGGCUACGUCCCAGCAGUACCUCCUCCAUUUUCACAAAAGCUUCAUGAAAUCUGCAAACGAGGUUUUGAGCCAAUGUUUUCCCCCCUCUUAGCGGAGGAUAACAUCAUCUGCCAGCUCCCUCAGACUUUAAUUUUAACCUGUGAGUAUGAUAUUAUCCGGGACGAUGGACUAUUAUACAAGAAACGUCUAGAGGACAGCGGUGUGCCAGUGACAUGGCAUCAUCUUCAGGAUGGGUUCCAUGGAAUAACUCUAUCUUUUGGCUUGGGACCACUUGAAUUUCCAGCUGCAAGGAAAUGUUUGCAGCAUGUAGCAGAUUUCUUAAAAGGUACAUAGAAAUAUUUUUAUUAUUAUUAAAUAUUUAUUUUAAAUUUUGCAAAACAUUCCAGAAUACACACACACACAAAAAGAAAAGAAACGGAAAAUUUCCAAACAAGAUACAGAGUCAAAAUGCAAAAUACAUCAACUUACAAAUAAAUAAACUAUCUCCCCCCUCCCUCCCCCUCCACAAGACCCGCCCUCCUUCUCUUCCUUCCUCACAGUCUCCCCCCAUCCAUUUGUACCUGUUAGACCAAUUAUUUUACUACAAUCGUAGCUUAAAUACAAUAAACAAUAAAAAAAUAUAUAUUCAAAUCUC